AUGUCCAAGUUCCUGGCUGAACUAUACGGAUCACCCUCUUCUUCCGAUGAUGAAGAAUAUGCCAGUUCCAAUGAUGAGUUUAUGAGUAUGGAAGAGCAAAGAGCCUUGUACCGAAGUUUAUCAGAAGAAGCAGUGGAAGAAAGUGAGAAUGAAGAUGUUGAUGAUGAUCCAUCACGACCUUCUUUAUCAGCAACCAAUGUGGAAGAAUUAAUUUCUUCUGGGUGUUCAGCUCCCAAGAAAGCCUCUUUCAAAAACCAGUUGAAAAGAUCCAAAUCAAGAAAGAGACAUUCUUCUGAAUCAAAAAUCAUCAUUGAAGUCCAGGAGCAAGUAGAAGAGAAGGACGAUCUAGCUCCAAUAAUGGAUAGAAAGUGGAAUAGUAUUUAUGAAAAUCAUUUUGAAAAUUUUCAAAACCGUGGCACCAUGAUUCGGAAAUUACCUCUGCAAUAUGUGGAAUUGGAAAAGAUGUCUUUUGAAAAAGUUAGUUAUGUUUCAGAUGAUUUUCAAAAUCAUGACAUUAUGAAAGAGAAAUCUCAAACGACAGUCUCUGCUAAUGCAGCCCGUAUUGAUAGUUCAAUUUUAAUAGCCUGCCCGAUGAUGCCCUAUAUAUUUUAUGCAAGUGGUGUCAAGGAUGGAAAAGAAUAUCCCACAUUUAUUGCGUACGAUUCAAAGGUAAAGAAAUGGUCUAAUUUUACAGAAAUCUAUUACGGAAUGCAAGAGCGUUUUGGCCGCCGAUUUUUCAACUUUAUACCAGCCGUCAACAAGGACACUAUUCUAGUAUCUUUAGGGGAUGCAUUAUUCUGUUUCGAUUUUCACACAUCUUUUAUCUUAUGUGAUCCAGACAAAUUUCUAGUUAAAGAGCCACAUAAUGAGUUGUCACAUUGGAGAAAGACCUCUCUUUCUCUAAAAACAAAAGAGGUAGUGGAAACGACAAACCAUUCAUACAGUUACUAUGGUAAUCGAGUUUGGAUUUUUGGAGGAAGAAAUGUCCAUUCCGGUGUAUUAACAAAUCAGCUUGUUGAGUGCACAAUUGCCGUAUCACCUUCAUGUGUAAAAAGAGAGAGAAUUUAUGGCUCAGAUCCACCUUUACCACGAGAGAACCAUGCUCAAUGCCAAAUUGGAAAUGAUGUUUAUAUUUACGGAGGAAAUUAUAUGAAACCACAUCAAUUAUUGAAUGACCUUCACGUGUUUAACACAAUGAUUAUGCCAUUUCUCUUAAACAUCCCUUAG
Molecule: messenger RNA, 1227 nt
Organism: Naegleria fowleri
Lineage: Eukaryota; Heterolobosea; Eutetramitea; Acrasida; Naegleriidae
Exons: 1
Coding region: 1-1227 (408 amino acids)
Molecular function (GO): protein binding
Source: RefSeq, a predicted model, not a curated record